GUUAGGGCAAGUUACUUUCCAAACAAUGUAAUGUCAAUCUGUGCCGCAUCCACGUUUUUGCUGACAUUACAAUCAGCUUCUGUAUCUUAUUUUCAGCGAUUCGAAACUAAAUUGUAUAAAGCAGUGCACACAAAGUUAACAACAAUCAAUUGUGUGUCGGAAAAAAGAGUAGGUGAACCGCGUUUGUGACGACGUGAUAUAUCUGGAAUGAAGCAUUAAUGAAUGGAGUCAUAAAUACCAACCAAUCAUGCCACACAUUGAGCUAGUGCCGGAUCGGAAGCUGUUAAAACCGAAUUUUGAUGGAUACAUACUAUCUCUCGACCCAGUACCGGUACUUUCGACGGAUUUUUCCAAUACCAAUGGCCCGCACCGUGUAAAACCUACCGACCAGCAGUAUUCCUACUAUCAUUCCCGGCUUUUUAGCAUGCAGAAUCACCUCGUCCGGGACCCAUGGACAAACGGGCAGUGUUACUACAUCGAUGUGACUGGCAUGGUACAGCGCGUGUCUUACGAUUCUAUGCUAGGGCGGAUGCGUCCGCUCGUUCCAGUGUUUAAACUAACACUGGUGGCCUCUGAUGUGGGUCAAGAUCAAGUGAUUGCUAACCACCGAUAUAAUUGUUCGUUGGUGUUCCCCUCCGAGCAGCUGUGCCUUCUUUCGGAUGGAUGCGGAACCGUACGUGUACUGGGGACAGGCGAUAGAACAACUGGGCGUGAGUGGAAGUUACAAAGCACAUUCAAACUACUGGAGCAUAAUCUUACUGGAGGUGUGCUGCCCGGUGGUAGCGUGUUGCUUGAUGGGCGAUUAAUCGUACGGAAUGACCAGCGUUCGUUGCAUGUUGUAAUGCUACAAAUCGAUUAUCAGCCUGCUGCAAAAUCCAAGUCGCUUCUACAUUGGUUCACGCUUGAGCAGUCUGUACCAUCGGCGUGGACAUUAAGUGUUUCGCGGACACUGCAAAGUGAAGGCUAUCCGAGGUACUGUGUGCUCGAUUAUCAUGCGACAGCCAUACUAGUGGCGUGCAAUGAGCCAUUUCGCUUCUUGCACGACUCGGAGCACCCCGUCAUUAUGCUGAAAUCGCAAACUAUGCCCUCGGAUACACAAGAUAAACCUGCCUGGGAUCAGUUUCCUUUCCGAUGGACGCAAACAUUGGAAGAAGUUAAUGUGACGUUCGAUAAACAGCCUGAUGUUCAGUAUCGAGUUAUGACUGAACCCUCACCACCCAACAGCGAAUCCUGUUUGAAGGUGUUUGUUAAUGAUGUUCUCGUGAUCGAUGGUUCAGAAUUUUGCUCAAAGAUUGAUUACGAACGGACCGUUUGGGCGAUGGACCGAAGGACGUUGGAAAUUACAUUGCAGAAGCAGAUCACUGGUGUCGAGUGGCCGUUUUUAUUUCCUGGCGGUCCGGAAGAAGCUGUAUCGGGAGGUUUCGACAUUCACAGCCAACAGUCUUAUAUGCCACCCAUUACGAACCUAAGUGCACCACUGGAAUCGUGCGACUUUGAAGGUGAGCAGGAAACCUAUUACACACUGGAACGACUUUCCUGCAAGGACCAUGCAGUAACGCACGCUGUAUCUCUUGGCAGUCGGCCACCACUUUUCGGAGUGACCUUACGUGCCGGGUUACCGGCCACCUUUGUCGUGCGGCACGAUGUCGAUGCUUGCCUGUGGCAGCUGCUGCCAGUCCCGGUUGGUACGGAGGACUGUCGUUUACAACACGCAGGCACGUUGCACGCGUUUGGGUAUGUGCAAGCAUCCAAACGCCAGCAGAAGUAUCUUGGAUGUUCACCCGAUAUGGGGUACGCAGUGAUCUGUGAGUCUCACCGUGGAAUUUACAUAUAUAAAAGUAGCUACGGUGCUAGUUUGCGCAACCGUAAUGGGAUGCAAGUAGCGAUAGGGCAACAUCAGUUUGUGAGUUUGAAGGACACUGGAGAAGUGUUAGGCAUUAGCUGCGAGGACAAGAUGUUGGUGUUGCUUACAGAAAAAGCGAUUCACGUGUUGCAGAUUACCACUGAGUAGAGUGUAAUAUUUGGACGCCUCAUCUAAUCGCAUUUUUGACUUUGUCACAGAACACUUUCUUUAUAAAUAGGCUGCUUGGGUUGAAUUAAUGGCCCAUGGUUUUAGCUGGUAGCGACGCCGAGCUUUUACGCGACAGAACCAAAGCCAAAUCCCCCGUUGAAAGGACUGAAUAUUCAGUAAUGUGGUUAAAUUAACUCUAUUUAGGAAGUCAUUUAUGGCAGACAAGAUCUUAGUAGGUCGUUAUACCAAGAAGAAAAGCUAAAUCUAUCAAAAUCAUUUUAAUUAAUAUCAUGUUAUUAUUUGAUUUAUGAUUUCUAUACAUAUGUAGUAAAAAUUGAUAAGAGUUUUUUUUUCUGUUGAUAUAUAGAAAUUUGUGAAAGUUUUAACUUAAAACAAGACAGUGAAGAUAAGCUCGGUUGCGUCGAUAUGACGUAGGUAUAUCGAAAGAACGCUGUUUCGCCAAAUAAUGAAGCAUAUAAUUAGUUGUUCUAGAUGGUAAUAUAUGGCAGUAUUAAAUAAAUAGUCCAGCCUAGGGGCGAAUAGGGUCCAAUAGGGCGGCCCGGUGGCAUGAUGGUAGCGGAGCCGGUCUUCACACGAACGGACCGAACCAAAAUCCCAUCCGGACCAAUCCCCCGUAGCAAGGACUGACUAUCCUGCUACGUGGUAAAAUAAGUCGAUACGGCCAGGCCGUUCUGACGAAUAAAAAAAAAAUAAAUAAAUAAAUAGUCCAGGAAAUUAACCCAUUACCUGAAACAUACAAGUACAUGCAAAUAUGUUCAGGAUAUAGCUUGCACUUUGAUUAAGUAAAUAUGAGAAAGAUUUAGUGAUCAUUAAGUUAAAUAUGAAGAGGUUGAU
Messenger RNA from Anopheles moucheti, 2866 nucleotides. RefSeq names its product nudC domain-containing protein 1. Bases 248 to 2011 code for a protein of 587 amino acids. The record is from RefSeq and is a predicted model, not a curated record. The transcript is spliced from 2 exons. NCBI's taxonomy places the organism in Eukaryota, Metazoa, Arthropoda, Insecta, Diptera, Culicidae.